AGGUCUUGACGCACUGACGGGUCACGGAGUCAAAGUGUAAAAGGUUCCCAGGAUGUAAGCGAUACGGGACUGAUACGAUGCUGCCUCUUGUGUUUUACUGUUGGAUCAGUUACAAUUUUCUGUGCUGAGAUCAUUCUGGAAACUCAAACACUAGACUUCAGCAUUGAAGGGAAGCCAAAGUCAUCAGAGGGGGGAUAAAGCCAAGAGCUUUUCUUUGAACAAACAAAUAAGUUUGUUCUAAAAAUUUUACUGCCCCCUCCCUACGUACCCCCCACCCCAAAAUAAGCCAUUGCACACAGACAGGCACCAUGGCCAGCAAACGAAAAUCCACAACCCCGUGCAUGGUUCGGACAUCACAAGUACUAGAACAAGAUGUGCCCGAGGAAGGAGACAGGGCCAAAGAAAAAGGGAUCAGCACGCCACAGCCUGAAAUGGCCAAGGACAGUUGGGCAGCGGAACCUGAAAACUCUUCCAAAGAAAAUGAAGUGAUAGAGGUGAAAUCGACAGGGGAGAACCCAUCCAAAAAGCUCCAAGGUGGUUAUGAGUGCAAAUACUGCCCCUACUCCACGCAAAACCUGAACGAGUUCACGGAGCACGUGGACAUGCAGCACCCCAACGUGAUUCUCAACCCCCUCUACGUGUGUGCCGAAUGUAAUUUCACAACCAAAAAGUACGACUCCUUGUCUGACCACAACUCCAAGUUCCAUCCCGGGGAGACCAACUUCAAGCUGAAGUUGAUCAAGCGCAAUAAUCAAACUGUCCUAGAGCAGUCCAUCGAAGCCACCAACCAUGUCGUGUCCAUCACCACCAGUGGCCCGGGGAGCGGUGACGGCGACCCUGGGAUCUCUAUGAGUAAAACCCCCAUCAUGAAGCCAGGGAAACCGAAAGGUGAUGCCAAGAAGGCGCCCAAGAAGCCUGAGGACACCACCCCUGAGAACCAUGUGGAAGGGACUGCCCGCCUGGUGACAGACGCAGCUGAGAUCCUCUCGAGACUUGGAAGUGUGGAGCUGCUCCAGGAGUUAGGGCAUGUCAUGCCUUCUGUCCAGCUCCCACCAAAUAUCAACCUUGUCCCCAAGGUCCCCGUCCCGCUGAAUACUACCAAAUACAACUCUGCCCUGGACACGAACGCCACCAUGAUCAAUUCCUUCAACAAGUUCCCUUACCCGACCCAGGCUGAGUUGUCCUGGCUGACAGCUGCGUCCAAACACCCAGAAGAGCACAUCAGAAUCUGGUUUGCAACCCAGCGCUUAAAGCACGGUAUCAGCUGGUCCCCGGAGGAAGUGGAGGAGGCCCGGAAGAAGAUGUUUAAUGGCACCAUCCAGACAGUCCCCCCGACAAUCACUGUGCUGCCCACCCAGCUGGCCUCCACAAAGAUAUCACAGCCCAUCCUCCAGACAGCUCUACCAUGCCAGAUCCUUGGCCAGACCAGCCUCGUGCUGACUCAGGUGACCAGCGGGUCAACAACCGUCUCUUGCUCCCCCAUCACGCUUGCCGUGGCUGGAGUGACCAACCAUGGCCAGAAGAGACCUUUAGUGACUCCCCAAGCUGCCCCCGAGCCCAAGCGUCCACACGUCGCUCAGGUGCCAGAGCCCCCACCCAAGGUGGCCAACCCUUCACUGACCCCGGCCAGCGACCGCAAGAAGACAAAGGAGCAGAUAGCCCACCUCAAGGCAAGCUUUCUCCAGAGCCAGUUCCCUGAUGAGGCUGAGGUCUACCGACUCAUCGAGGUAACCGGCCUCGCCAGGAGUGAGAUCAAGAAGUGGUUCAGUGACCACCGGUAUCGGUGUCAAAGGGGCAUCGUCCACAUUACCAGCGAAUCCCUUGCCAAAGACCAGAUGGCCAUCUCGACCUCCCGACACAGUCGCACAUACCAUCCCUACCCAGACUUUGCCCCACAGAAGUUCAAAGAGAAAACACAGGGUCAGGUUAAAAUCCUGGAAGACAGCUUUUUGAAAAGCUCUUUUCCGACCCAAGCAGAACUGGAUCGGCUGAGGGUGGAGACCAAGCUAAGCAGGAGGGAGAUCGACUCCUGGUUCUCUGAGAGGCGGAAGCUCCGGGACAGCAUGGAGCAAGCGGUCUUGGAUUCCAUGGGGUCUGGCAAAAAAGGCCAGGAUGGGGUGACCCCCAACGGUGCUCUGUCUCGACUUGACCAGCUCUCCGGUGCCCAGCUGGUCAGUUCUCUGCCCAGCCCUUCACCAGCAAUUACAAAAAGUCAAGAACAGGUUCAUCUCCUGAGGAGCACAUUUGCAAGAACCCAGUGGCCUACACCCCAGGAGUAUGACCAGUUAGCAGCAAAGACUGGCCUGGUCCGAACUGAAAUUGUGCGUUGGUUCAAGGAGAACAGAUGCUUGCUGAAAACUGGGACCUUAAAGUGGAUGGAGCAGUACCAGCAGCAGCAGCACGUAGCGGAGGACCACGGCUACGACACCCUGUCAAGGAAAGCAGCCAAAGCCGUCAUCACCGAGAGCCCAAAGAAUGGGAGCGAGGUGGGUCCACAGUACCACAAGGACCCCAAAAAGCUCUGCGAAGAGGACUUGGAGAAGUUGGUACCCAGGGUGAAAGUGGCCAGCGAGCCAGCAAAAGACAGUUUGCAGGCAAAGCCCUCAGAGGCCACCUUGGACCGGUCAGAGGGCAACAGCCAAGAUGGCCAGGGUAGUGACGAAAACGAGGAGUCGGGCGUUGUGGAUUGGGUGGAGGUGACAGUCGGAGAGGAAGAUGCCAUCUCUGACCGGUCAGACAGCUGGAGUCAGACUGCCCCCGAAGGCACCGCAGAGCUGGCCGACUCGGACUCCGACAGUGCCCCUGCCGAGGCUGGCCAGGCCUAGACAGGAAAGCCGGACAGAAUUGCUGGGCUGAUACAGGAGAUGCUCUGUCUCUGAAGAAAGAAGAGAACUUCCCUCCCAGGCCUGCAGUGGGCCACCUGGCCAGAGACUCCAAGCAGAACUACUCAGCUGGCCUGUCCCUGCAGGAGCAGGAACCCAGGCGCCUCCCAGAGGACCGGUGGGAAUUGUUUAUCGUGCCAAAGUCCUACUACUGCGUUUUCAAUGGGUCCUUGUAAAUAGUUGGCUCCUCUGCCCUGUCUCCCACCUCUUGCUCUACUGGAACCAAUUUGUACAAUGUGGGAAUUUUGCUACCUUUUUAAUCGUGGGCCAUUUCCAUCUCCAGCACUACCAUCAGCAGGUUUUUUCCAGGAGGGGGGGUCUGAUCACGCGUGCUUUUUUCUUUCUUCCUUUUAUUUUUUAUUUUUAUUUUAUUAAUUUGGGGGAGGGGUAAUAUUAGCAUUAGUACCAUUAUAUCUACUGGAUUUUAGGUAGGGAGAGUUCAUUUUAAAAGGUAGUUUGAAAUUUGGGAGAUUUCUCGGGGAGAAGGCAUCAGUCUCAACUUGGAGAGAGUUUACAGAUGGCAGAUCUUCCAAAUCGAAUCCAUUUCCACUCCCCCCCCCAGCCGCCUCUGUGUGUCGCUACACAGGCCUUUCUGAACGGCCUCCUACAGGUCUGGUUUCUCAGUGGCCUGACCUCUUAGUCGGACCUUGGGUCUAACCAGCGCUGGGAUACCUGGGGAGCAGGUGGCUGUCCUUUUUAAGCACCUUUUUAGAUACCCGCAGAGAGGGCUCCCACUUUCUUAGCAUUAUCAUUACUUUUGUGAAAUUACAACAAAAAGAGAUCUUCCUAUCUCGAUGGUACAAAGAUGAACCGCUUUGGUUUUCAUUUCUGUUCCUAAUUGCCUUUUUCCAGUGUGGUGUUUGACAAGAUUUCAGCUUGAAGCCUCACCAUGAAUUGAUUUUUUGUUUGUGUGUUUGUUUUGGGCCAAUUUUAGAUUCCUGAGUGCACUUUCCUGCCCAGUUAGCCCUAACUUUUAUUAAAGAAGAAAAACCAGGAGACGUUUCUGGUGUAAAUGUUGCAAUAUGAAUUGUGUUUGCAACCCACCCACCCCCAUUUGAGUACAUUGCACAAAUAAAAUGCUAGGGAGUUUGGAAAACAAACAAUUUUUCUAACUUGUUGCUCCUUUGUUGUAACUCAAUAAAGCAAAGACUAAACAUUUUUAUAACCUUUU
This is a messenger RNA of Miniopterus natalensis, 4053 nucleotides long. Lineage: Eukaryota; Metazoa; Chordata; Mammalia; Chiroptera; Miniopteridae. The record is from RefSeq and is a predicted model, not a curated record.